Camellia sinensis is the source of this 1229-nucleotide messenger RNA. The record is from RefSeq and is a predicted model, not a curated record. Lineage: Eukaryota; Viridiplantae; Streptophyta; Magnoliopsida; Ericales; Theaceae.
AUGGAGAGUUCCAUGAGAGCCUCUCGGAAGUAUGAAUUGGACUGCCAAUACCUCAACUCUUGCUUCUCUGGCAAUAACGGUGCAGCAGCCAACAGACAAAAGCUUGUAGAGCUUGUCACAUGUCGCGACUCGCAAGAACUUAAGCUCGUUCGCCAAGCAUUCACUGCUCUCUACAACCAAGAUCUUCUCCAUCUUCUAUCUAACGCUCGAAAUAAUGAUGCCUUUGCUGUAAGCAAAUGUGCUACAACUUUCACAAGAGAGAGAGAUGCAGAGAUAGUGAGAGAGGCACUGUGGGGAUGGAGAGUAAAUCUCAGCACCGUAAUAGAGGUGGUGAGUACUCGGUCUUCUUCGGAGCUCCAUUCAAUCAAGAAGGCCUACAGCUUUCGCUAUAAUUCUGAGAUUGAGGAAGACAUUGCCCACAAGACCAAUGGCAAUUUUAAAGAGAUUCUUCUCACAGUUGUGAAAUCAAGUGGCAAGUAUGGAGGCAGAGUUGACAUGAGCAUGGCCAUGUGUGAUGCCAAAACACUCUAUGAAGCCAUGGAGAGUGGAAACUCUGUUGAUUGGAAGACCAUCAUGUCCCUUUUGAAGGAAAGAGACACUUCACAAAUCAAAGCCAUACUUGUUGCCUACAAACAGCUCUAUGGCCAUGACUUCUCCAAGUUCCUAAAAUCCAACAAAUGUGGGAAAUUCGGAAAUGACCUCCGAAUUGUGAUCCGGGGAUUGCAAAAUCCUCAGAAAUUCUUUGCCAAAAAACUGCGAGGAGCAUUGCAGAGCAGUGGCGAAGCGCGGGAUGUUCUGAGCAGAAUAAUAAUCAGUAGAUUGGAAAUUGAUAUUAAAGAUAUAAGCAAUGCUUUUGCUGCUAAAACAGGUUGGUCUCUUGGAAAUUUUGUGAGGAGGGAAUUCAAUAACAGUAGUGCUGGUCAAACAUAUGGUUUGGCAGGAGAACUUUUAUUGGGAUUUCUUAAACGUUGUUGAACAAAAUUUGUGUUAUGAGAAGGUAUCAUUGCAUUGUAGCGGUUGUUUUGUAAACUAUGAAGCUAGUACUAGAUGUGAAAUAAAAGGGGUUGAUUAUGACUUGCAUUUGCUCAUUGAGAUAAGACGGGUAUGGUUUUCUUGAAUGGUUACAUGUAAAAUAAAAGAAAAACAAUAUUAAAUCUAGAAAGAAAAUAUAUUUCUACAGAGAAUAUGUACAAAAUCUAUUAUUAGAAUGAUGUAACAGUGACAUUUAU